AUGAACAUCAUCGGCACCGAUGCGAACACUCAGUCGGCAAUAGAUAUUGUCCGAGAGCAUGUGUUCUUCAACCCUAAAGGGAGGCAUGACUGGCAAUCGAAGCCAGAAUUUCCCACUGCGGCUGAGAUCCUUGCCACGCAGUCUGACAUUGACGAGCUACCCGAGAACCCCGUCGACGUUCCUUGGUCCUCCAAAGAGGACUACCUGGCUGCUCAGUAUGAGAUCCUACGCCGCGAAGCCACUGAGGGUCUGCGAUAUUCCGUAAGGAGCUUCGCAGACCACCGCCGCAAGGAGUCGAUGAUGGAUGACGAUUUCACAAAUAUUUACACGCAGGUUCGAGCCAAGGAAUAUGUGAUGUCGACUAUCGGCCCGCUUGCCCGAGUCUCGUUCUCUACCGAGCGGUCAAGGUACCGUAUUCAAUGGCAGCAAUCGAAGCGGCUCCAGCCGGGAAAAAUUGUGGCUCUGUCACCAAAGAGCGACAGCUUCAAGAAGAUCUGCAAGAUCGCAACGAUUGCACAGCGCCCCUACAAAAAUGGACUCGACCAGGACCCUCCCGUCGUCGACCUCGUUUGGGCUAACCCCGAGGAUGCCGUCCUCGACCCACAUCUUGAGCUGAUCAUGAUCGAGUCGCUGCAUGGUUACUUCGAGUCCGCUAGACAUUCACUGGUUGGUUUGCAACAUGCUGCAAGGACUGAUUCACCUUUGGACAAGUACUUGACCGGAGCCUAUACCAGUGACGCACACCCCGAGUUCCUCAAGGAAAACCCGAUUACGGACCUCUCUACCCUUAUCACUGCAGCCACUUCCAAGGACUCUGAAGAGAUGACAGAGUGGGGGGCAUACGACAUCGUCAACGGUGCCCUCCCUGACUUGAAAGACCUCACCUUCUUGGAUGAGUCCCAGUUACUUGGCCUUCAUCGCAUCAUAUCCAAGGAGCUUGCGAUUGUGCAGGGCCCACCUGGCACCGGUAAAACGUACACCUCCGUCGAAGCACUUAGGGUCUUGGUUGCCAACCGUAGGCGGCGGCGGGGUCCUCCCAUCCUGGUAGCCGCCCAGACAAAUCAUGCUUUGGACCAGAUUCUCAUACACUGCGUCAGAGCCGGAACCAAUGUCCUUCGAAUUGGCGGUAGAACGCAGAGCGAUCUCAUCAAGCCAUACACUUUGUACGAAGUACGCCAGAAGUGUGGGCGAAAUCAGAUCCCCGCGGACAACAAGUGUAGAAGCAUUGAUGCUAGGCGCCAGGAGAAUGUCAGGAAAAUCCAGGAACUUGUUGAUUCUCUGUUCAGCAAUCGCCUCUUGGACCCACAAACGCUCUUGGACUUCGGCAUCAUCACCGCAGACCAGUACAGCUCCCUUUGCGACGAGUCGAUGGAAACCCAUGAAGCCAUAAAUGAACACGGCCCCUUCGCGCUCUGGCUGGGAGACAGCCUCAUUCCCGCCAGAAUUCGUGAUGAACGCCAUCCGACACAACUUGAGCUGAGCGAGGCGGAGGCGCGCAAGAAUCUCCCCGAGUGUGAGUGGGAGGACGAAGAAGACAUCGAAAACAUCGCCUAUGAUGAGGAGGACGAGUUAUACCGCCUUCGCGGUCCAGUCAUUCCACUAAAGCACGUAUGGUCGGGUAAAGACCCAGCAAACCUAACAAGCUGGGACCGUGCCGUCGCGCGAGCACUCCGGAAUCAGGAUCUGUUCAGCAUCGACCGCGACCUGCGCGGCGCUGUCUACCAGCAUUUUCAGGCCAGAUUGCUAGACGCCAUGACCCCAAAGUUUGCUGCGUUGAUCGCCGAGAACGUGGACCUCUGCAAGCAGCGUAAAGCGUUCAAAUUCCUUGGCAACGCCCAACUCGUCGACAAGCAGAGGAUCGACAUUGUCGGCUGCACCACUACUGGGUUGACUAAAUAUCGCGGAUGCCUUGCCGCAAUGCAGCCUCAGUCUCUUCUUAUCGAGGAGGCUGCCGAGACCCGUGAGGCCAACAUCGUCUCUGCUCUGUACCCUUCGAUUCAGCAACUCAUCUUGGUCGGUGACCACAAGCAGCUUGCACCAAAGUGCGACAUUUUACGACUCGGCGAUGCGCCUUACAACCUCAAUGUCUCGCUCUUCCAGAGAAUGGUCAACCUGAACAUGCCGUUUGUGAUGCUCAAGCAACAGCGCCGCAUGAAGCCAGAGCUCCGUUAUAUUCUGGAGCCGUUCUACCCGGAGCUCUACGAUCACCCAUCGGUGGAGUCUAUCAACCAUCGUCCUGAUGUUCUCGGAAUGGGCGGCCGCAACUCUUGGCUCUUCGACCAUACCUGGCCCGAGGACGUGAAUUCAGAUUUCAGCAAAUUCAACGAACGAGAAGCCGAAAUGAUUACGAACUUCUUCGCGUAUCUCGUAGCGAACGGCACUCCUUCUGAAAGGAUCACGGUUCUCACAUUCUACAAGGGCCAGUGCAAGGUCUUGUUGAGAAAGCUAAAGCGUCACCCUUCGAUUAUGGGCUCCAUAUUCAAUGUGUGUACUGUAGACUCCUACCAGGGCGAGGAAAACGAUAUCAUCCUCUUGUCACUCGUCCGGAGUCCUCAGUUCGACCGCGCAUAUGCUGUCGGCUUUCUGGAAGAUGAACGCCGUGCCGUCGUCGCCAUCAGCCGUGCUCGUCGGGGAUUCUACGUCUUUGGAAACGUUGAGAACGUCCUUGGCGCUCACCAAGCCUCUCACGACCUCUGGUACAAUAUCUGCUCGGGUUUUGCAAAGCAGGGGCGCAUCCAGAGGGAGCGAGGUCUCCCUCUUGUAUGUCAGCCCCACAACAGAGAAAUAUGGAUAAAGGAAGUCGAAGACUGGGGAGACAACUCUGGUGGGUGUGACUUGCCUUGCAAGCAAACUCGAAACUGCAGCCACUUCUGCACUCUUAAGUGUCAUGCUCUUCCGCAUGACGUCCUCCCAUGCGGUGAACCGUGCCGCGAAACGCUGGAGUGCGGCCAUGGCUGCCAGAAGUUGUGCGGGCAGAAGUGUUUCUGCGACUGCAAGGAAUUCGAGGUGCUCACUGGAGCUAUCCAGACUGCGGUUCAGAGCAUGUCCUUAAUGGACAAGAUGAGACUGAUGGGGGCAGAGGAGACAGAGAUGUUCAAGCUGAACAGCCGAAGCGCGAUACCCCAGCCGUCCCGGUCUGUUCGGAAGCUUCCUGUUCCAGAGCAGCCUGUUUUGUCAAGCGGAAACGGAAAUGGCAGACACACCCAGCCACUGAUGCAAACUUUUCCAAUCCAAACAGCACAAUCCGCAGCGCGAUGGGGAGAUUAUGCCGAGAGCUUGAAACAAGAGCACGAGCUGCUAACCCGACACAAUCAUCUCGCCACUGCACAACCACGGAGGCAAGAGAUAGUCGUCAACGACGUCUAUCAACCGACCACCCUCGCAGAUGGCAAGAGAGUCGGAAGAGGCAGCAAACCAGGCGGUUAG
Molecule: messenger RNA, 3426 nt
Organism: Thermothelomyces thermophilus ATCC 42464
Lineage: Eukaryota; Fungi; Ascomycota; Sordariomycetes; Sordariales; Chaetomiaceae
Exons: 6
Coding region: 1-3426 (1141 amino acids)
Biological process (GO): regulatory ncRNA-mediated heterochromatin formation
Cellular component (GO): nuclear RNA-directed RNA polymerase complex
Molecular function (GO): helicase activity
Source: RefSeq, a predicted model, not a curated record